Cyanistes caeruleus (blue tit) is the source of this 1047-nucleotide messenger RNA. NCBI's taxonomy places the organism in Eukaryota, Metazoa, Chordata, Aves, Passeriformes, Paridae. The record is from RefSeq and is a predicted model, not a curated record.
AUGGAGGAAGAUGCUGUGAGGAAGAGGAAGAUGUCCCAGGACACCCAGGCAGACAAGGAGCUGAGGAUGGAGACCAGGGAGGACAAAUCCCCACAGCAGAAGCUCAUAGAGGAGGCUGUUUUGAGCAGCUCCACAGUGCAGGAAUCCAAUGGGGAGGAAAAUCCCCAGAGAUCCUGCAGGAGGAGGGGCUCCAAACCCAUCCCAGGGUGCUCUGAGGAGGAAAGACCCACCCUAUGCUGGGAAGGCGGCCGGAGAUCCAGCCAGGGCUCUGAGCUGGUGGUCCAUGAGCAGCUUCAGGAUGGGGAGAAGCCCUACAAGUGUUUGGAGUGUGGGAAGAGCUUCAGCCGGAGCUCACUCCUGAUCCGCCAUCAGAUGAUCCACACUGGGGAAUGGGCCUAUGAGUGUGGGGAAUGUGGGAAGGGCUUCAGCUGCAACUCCAAACUCAUCAUCCACAUUGGGGAGAGGCCCUACGAGUGUUCUGAGUGUGGGAAGAGGUUUCACAGCAGCUCCCAUCUCCUAAGGCACCAGCCGAUUCACACGGAUGAGAGGCCCUUCCGCUGCCCUGACUGUGGGGAGGGCUUCAAGCGAAACUCCCACCUCGUCAGGCACCAGCGCAUCCAUACUAGGGAGAGGCCCUACGAGUGUGGGGAAUGUGGGAAGAGCUUCAGCCGGAGCUCCAGCCUAAUCCGCCACCAGAGGAACCACACAGGGGAACCUCCCUAUGAGUGUGAGAAAUGUGGGAUAACCUUCAGAUGGAGGUACCAGCUGACCAUCCACCAGCGCAUCCACACUGGGGAGAGGCCCUACGAGUGUUCUGAGUGUGGGAAGAGGUUUCAGACCAGCUCCCAUCUCCUCCAGCACCAGCGGAUUCACACGGAUGAGAGGCCCUUCCGCUGCCCCGACUGCAGGAAGGGCUUCAAGCACAACUCCAACUUCAUUACGCACCGGCACAUCCACACUGAGGAGAGACCCUACGAGAGUCCCCAGUGUGGGAAGAGCUUCACACAGAGAUCUCACUUGAACCAGCACCAACAGAGGCACCAGUAA